Molecule: messenger RNA, 1200 nt
Organism: Ceraceosorus guamensis
Lineage: Eukaryota; Fungi; Basidiomycota; Exobasidiomycetes; Ceraceosorales; Ceraceosoraceae
Exons: 3
Coding region: 78-1019 (313 amino acids)
Biological process (GO): cellular response to oxidative stress
Cellular component (GO): cytoplasm
Molecular function (GO): glutathione disulfide oxidoreductase activity
Source: RefSeq, a predicted model, not a curated record
GUCAUCUCAGCACCAUCACACCCGACCGCGCGCGGCAAACCUUGUCGUACUUUGAGCAUCUGGCCUUUUCACAGAACAUGGCGCCACAGUCUCCAUUGCCAUCGCCUGCUCUUGCCGGUUCCGCUCGUGGCAAGUCCAACCACGCAGCAUCGGCCGGUUCAGGCGCUGGCGGCUUGGGUCUACCAGGUUUCUUGCGACGUAGAAGAGCAGUCUUGUUCCUCCUAUUCGCCUCCAUCACUCUUCUUUUGCUCUUGAACCACUCCAAGCCUGCUGUCAUUGGUAGCGGCAUACGAUGGGUCAAGGACAGCAUGCGACCUGUGACGGGUGCGGAUAAGAACGCCAGCAUUGCUCGAUUGGGUCCUUUGCCGCACGUCGAGGAAGAUAGACUUUUCGGCACCCCUUUGGCAGGAGUUGGAUUGCAGCCCGCACCUGCUCUCAUCUCUCUCGCUCAAGAGCAGAAUGCGCCUUUGCCAGCGAAUACAAAGUUGUCAUCGGAUGGGAAAGGCUCAACUUCGAGCACCAGACCACCCAAGUUGACAGAUGUGCCUACUAGACUCGUCAUGCUCUUGAGGCUACUCAAGGAUCCCGACUGGACGGUUCCUCAGAGAUCAGCGGCUAGACAGCGCCUGGUCGACCCGACCGGUAAGCAGGUGGUGGAAGCUUUGAGCAAGGGUAGCGGCGGGCAACAGGAAGCGGACGAGUAUGUUCAAUCCCCAGCGCUUUGGGCAAAGAAGCACCUCCCGCCUCUCGUGAUCUUUAGCAAGACCUAUUGUCCUUUUUCGGCUCGGGCCAAGGCUUUGCUCAGAGAAUUAGGUGCCAAAUUCGAUCCGAUCGAGGUCGAUCUGCGCAAAGAUCCCGAGGAAGUCAAGAGCGUCAUGACUUUGCUCUCGAGUGGUCAUGCGACUUUUCCCACGAUCUUCCUCGGCGGACAGAUGAUUGGAGGCGCUGACGAUCUGAUUGCACUGCACAAGGAUCUGGGUAUACUUGAAGGCAUGCUCCGCGGCGCUGGCGCCAUCUAGACUGUCCACCAUGUACUCUACAUUGCUGGGUUUCGCGCUUGCUGCAUGGACGAUGGAACUAUAGCUUUCGACGCUCGUCAAUUUGGAGGCACAAUCACAUGUGAAACUCGGAUCGAACAAGAAGUUGCGGUGGCGCGUGCAGAAAGGAUUGCGCAUGUGGACGCUGGUGUACACAAAGGAA